Musca vetustissima is the source of this 1647-nucleotide messenger RNA. RefSeq names its product pickpocket protein 19-like. The record is from RefSeq and is a predicted model, not a curated record. The transcript has 7 exons. Gene Ontology annotation, cellular component: membrane. Lineage: Eukaryota; Metazoa; Arthropoda; Insecta; Diptera; Muscidae. Bases 1 to 1647 code for a protein of 548 amino acids. Gene Ontology annotation, molecular function: ligand-gated sodium channel activity. Gene Ontology annotation, biological process: sodium ion transmembrane transport.
AUGUUUUACCCUAACGAAUUGGCUUAUUUUAAGAAAACCAAUUUCAAACAUCCAAACGGACUGCUAACCUUCAACGAAGCUGCAGUCCAUCAAAACAACCCCCGGCGACCACAAAAAUAUUUCAAAAACAGAGUUUUGCAACGUCUGCUACAAUUUUGUAAAAACUCCAUACAUGGUGUAAAUCAUAUUUUCGAACCGAGGGAACGGCCUGCGGUACGACUAUUUUGGUUAUUGGUGGUAAUAGCCGCCUUAAUUGGUUGCAUAGUUCUGUACAUCGAUGUGACCAAGCGUCAUGGUGAAGAAGUCCUUGUUACAGUGGUCGAAACAUCACAUUUACCCAUACAUAAAAUUAGUUUUCCCGCAGUGGCCGUUUGUCCCUUCAAUCACAUCAAUUGGAUGCGUUACAAGGCGGCUGAGGAAAAAUUCCUACCACGCUAUACAGCCAAGGAGGCAAAACGUUCCUUCUUUAAUUUAAUGGUUUUAAUGGAACGUAUUACCUUCUCCAGACUGGAUCCUAUAAAGGAGUUCUUAAACACAAAGAAAGUACCGCGGUCGGUACGAAAUAUUGUACUAUCGGAAGUGGCUAAAUAUAUGGCACUGCGUUGUGAUGAAAUUUUCCGUUGGUGUUCGUACGAUGAAACGCAACAUGAUUGUUGUAAAAUUUUCGUUCCCGAAUAUACGGAAAAGGGUGUGUGUUUGGUAUUCAAUUCGGUCAUAUCGAAGGAGUCGAAAAUUAAGAAGUUAACUGAUAACUAUUAUCCAUGGAGAGCCCGAUCGAGUGGAGAACGUUCAGGUUUAUCAUUUAAACUGCGUUAUAAUAGCAGUGUUAUUAGACCCGAAUCUGAUGUACCAUUUGCUUUUAGUGUCCUAAUUAAAGAAUCCGAAGAAUGGAGUGAUUCUCUAUUUAAUAUUCUGCAUGAGAAUACACAUACUAGUUUGAUGGUAACACCAAUAAUAACCGAGACCUCUCGAAAUACUCGUCACAUUAAUCCAGCGAAACGUAAAUGUUUAUUUCCGAAUGAAAAAUCCCGUAAAUACUAUCGAAUUGAGGGCCUGCAAUUUAACAAGGUCAAUUGUCGGGUGCAGUGUGAGCAGAGAUAUUUAUUAGAUGCCUGUAACUGUACAAUGUCUAUGUUUUUCCCAGGCAUACCUAAUAAUCCCGACAAGGAGUGUAGGGUAUCAGAUUUAAAAUGUAUUUAUGAGCAUCGAGAUGUUUUCAGUUAUAUAAAAGGUCCACUCCAGGAUGAGUACAUCAAUGAUACACGACGUGGUAUGACAUGUGAUUGUAUCAAUAGCUGUAAAUCGAUGGUGUAUUUGGUGAAUUUAAACACCCUACCACUAGCCAACAUCAAUGAAAGCUAUCCCGAAAUCUCUGCCGAUGUGUAUUUUAACAAAAACACUUUAACCAAAUAUGCAGCCCGUUUACAAUACACCUAUUUGGAUUUAAUAUCGAAUUUCGGUGGCAUUAUGGGUCUGUGUUUGGGCGCCUCUGUUUUAAGUAUUUUUGAAGUAUUUUAUGGAUUAAUGAGAGCUUCUUUCGUAUUUUGUCUAUAUAAAUUGGCAAAUCGUCGUAAAAAAUCACGUGUUAAUGUUGUAAAAGUUAAAAAAGGAUAUGCUCAAGGGCAAAUAAAUGCCACGAAGUUGUAA